AGAGAGAGAGAGACAAGAGAGAUAAGGAAGAGAGAGAGACAAGAGACAUUAGGGUUUAAGAAUGGGUAAAAGAGAGGGUUUUAGAUCUACCACAGAAGCUCCUUAACAUACUUUUAGUUCUAAACAUUUUGAUUUGUCUUCACUAAAGACUUGACUCCAAGAAAAUAAGAAGAAGAAUCAAAGAAGCAAGUUCAAGCACCAACCAGCUUUAUAGCAGUAUCUAUUAUCUCCUACCUCAAAAAGAAAAAUUUUCCAGUGUCUCCUUUAACACCCACAGCAAGUAGUAGCCAGCAGAUGAUUUCCUGAUAAGUUUGAUCUGAUCAUAAGAAGAAGAAGACUAUGGCAACUUAUUACAAAAGUAAUGGCUCAAGUGACAUUUAUUCCAGACCAAAUCUUGCCGAAUUUGUCCCUGGAAACGCAAUGAUCUACACGAAUCCUGUGGUUUCUUACUCAGAGACGUUUCCUGGAGAAGCUAACAAUGUCUCAGCUUCAAAAGAGAUUCAAGUCUUAUCAAGUUUUGGUGGAGCUUCGCAAAUGAUGGAGAUUCAAGAUUCUGGUUCUUGGAGAGAUCAAGAAGACAAUGACAGAAACUCUUUCCCGGUGAUGAUGCGUCCCACCACGGGACAGAGACUGUCCCUUGGCCUCAGCUCGCAGAUUGAGACAACGAGAGGCAAUAACAAUGAGUAUGCAACACAGGUUGUUUCGGGUUUUACUCGAACCAUCCACAACUCAAAGUAUCUCAAAGCUGCUCAACAGCUUCUGGAUGAAGCUGUUAAUGUUAAGAAAGCUCUGAAGCAGUUUCAGCCAGAGGGAGACAAGAUUGAUGAAGAGAAAGAGAAGACUCUUCAAGAAUCUUGCACGAAUCCUGAUAUACCUCAAGGAGAGAGACAAGAACUGCAGAGCAAGUUGUCGAAGCUCUUAUCAAUAUUAGACGAGGUGGAUAGAAAAUACAAGCAGUAUUACCAUCAGAUGCAGAUAGUUGUGUCAUCUUUCGAUGUAAUAGCCGGAUGUGGAGCAGCUAAACCAUACACGGCCCUUGCGCUUCAGACAAUCUCGAGGCAUUUCCGUUGCUUAAGAGAUGCAAUAUCCGGACAAAUAUUGGUGAUAAGGAAAAGUUUAGGAGGAGAACAUGAUGGAUUAGAUGGGAAAGGAGUUGGGAUAAGUAGAUUAAGGAAUGUUGAUCAACAGGUAAGGCAACAAAGAGCGUUGCAGAGGUUAGGCAUGAUGCAACCACACACUUGGCGACCUCAACGUGGUUUACCUGAUUCAUCUGUUUUGAUUCUCCGUGCUUGGCUCUUUGAGCAUUUCCUACACCCUUAUCCAAAAGAUUCAGAUAAGAUCAUGCUAGCUAGACAAACAGGCUUGACCCGAGGCCAGGUGUCGAACUGGUUCAUAAAUGCGCGUGUGCGUCUCUGGAAACCGAUGGUGGAGGAGAUGUACAAGGAGGAAUUCACAGACGCAUUGGAAGAGAAUGGUCCCAACUUGUCCUCCGGAAACACACCGGAAACCAUCGAGGUUCAAGAACAGCAAAUCGAGUCUAGCUCCAAUAACGGGCAAGUGUCUGGUGUGGCAAUGGGACAGAACACGGUGGCCUGUGGUGGUGACCGGUUCAUGAUGGUGCGAAGAAGUGGUAGUGGUGGUGGGAUGUCUUUAACGUUGGGGAUUCAGAACUCCGACGCUCGUGGCGAUGUAUCUAUGUCCGGCGGAAGAGAUAAUUACGAGAAUGCCAUCCCGGGAACUGAUUUCCAGUACUUAAACUCCGCCAACCACCAGCACCGGCUUGGCUCUUCACAGAUGUUGCAUGAUUUUGUAGCUUGAUGAAAGACAAUAGAGUGGUGUAGUAAUAUAUUAUUUUGUGAAAAGAAAACCAGAAAAUGAAUUUGUAGAUUAAAACGAGAAAACAUGAGAAGAUGAUGCAACACAAUUUAAGACUUGAUACAAUUUGUUACUGA
Molecule: messenger RNA, 1952 nt
Organism: Eutrema salsugineum
Lineage: Eukaryota; Viridiplantae; Streptophyta; Magnoliopsida; Brassicales; Brassicaceae
Product: BEL1-like homeodomain protein 7
Exons: 6
Coding region: 340-1818 (492 amino acids)
Biological process (GO): regulation of transcription by RNA polymerase II
Molecular function (GO): RNA polymerase II cis-regulatory region sequence-specific DNA binding; DNA-binding transcription factor activity, RNA polymerase II-specific
Source: RefSeq, a predicted model, not a curated record